Messenger RNA from Monoraphidium neglectum, 435 nucleotides. RefSeq lists its product as hypothetical. The transcript is spliced from 2 exons. The coding region runs from base 1 to 435 and encodes 144 amino acids. The record is from RefSeq and is a predicted model, not a curated record. Lineage: Eukaryota; Viridiplantae; Chlorophyta; Chlorophyceae; Sphaeropleales; Selenastraceae.
AUGGGCGGCCUGGACUGCGCCGCGGUGUCAUCCCGCGCCCCGCCGGCCGGGCGCCGCGGCGGCGGCGGCGGCGCGAAGAGGGGCGCGGGGGCGGGCGGCGGCGGCGAUGACAGGGCGAUACCUUUGACGAGAGAGGCAGCGAAGCCCAAAUGGGCGAAGCAGAGCGAGCAGCUGCGCGCCGCGAUGCGGGCGGUCAAGGGCGGCGCGGGCGGUGGCGGCGGGUUCGGCGGCGGGGGGGCGGCUGUGGAGCAGGAGGAGGAUGACAGGGUGCCGUGCCCGCACUGCGGCCGCCGCUUCGCGCAGCUGACGGCCGAGCGCCAUGUCCCCAAAUGCAAAGACAUCCAAGCCAAGCCCUCAGGCCUGAAAGCCGGCGGCGGGCGCUCGGCCCACAUGCGCGCCAACGCGCCGGCGCCCCCGGCGCGCGGCCGCUUCUGA